Messenger RNA from Macrobrachium nipponense, 3131 nucleotides. RefSeq lists its product as uncharacterized. The record is from RefSeq and is a predicted model, not a curated record. The transcript is spliced from 2 exons. NCBI's taxonomy places the organism in Eukaryota, Metazoa, Arthropoda, Malacostraca, Decapoda, Palaemonidae. The coding region runs from base 2061 to 2915 and encodes 284 amino acids.
CGGGCCACAAAACGUUUUAGUACCAGACGGUAGAGCAUAUGCCUAAGCAUAUAAGAACGACCACUCUCUUCCUCAACAUCAGACCAGUGGCAUUUAAGGCCAUAGUAGUUCCUCGCAUCAGCAGUCAGCGAGAAAGGAUUCAGGCUGGAUAUAGUGUUUUAAGAAAGUUUGGUGACUUCAUGAAGACGCCAUCUUCCUGCCCCUGAGAUCUGAUGAAAACGUCUUCCUGAGGGACAAAAGUUGGCAAAAGUGAACUGAUUUCCUGUACAGGAAUUCCCUAUUAUACACUUUUAAAGCUCAUUCUAGUUGAGGAGAGUUAUAGAAUAUAUUAAGGGAAAUUACAAGUUAUUUGUUUCGAAGUGAGGCUUCUUUCGCUAUUCAGCAGCUGUAGAAGUCUGUGCCAACGCCACUUUGUCCAAUUAAGCAUGCUGGGUCUUCUUGACUGGCUAGUAUUGCUUCCAAGUUUUGUAACUAUUUCUUUUGCAAUACUACUAACUGCUUUUAUUCAGUCUUAAGUUAUUUUGUUACUAAGGUGGUGUCUUAACAUUUUUUGUAUCGCAUCGGCUUCAAAAUAAUUAGUAGUAGUUAUUAUAUCCGUGCAUACGAAGAAAGUUUUAUGGUGUACGGGUAUUACCACUUCCAGAAGCUGCUAGAAAUCCGGUCAAAUCCCAAUAUCUCAUUUCCAUUUACGUAACUUUUUGUGGGUUAUUCCCGAUUCGUAAGAGUUACUAGAUAUCAGCUUAAUUCUUUAUAUCCCAUUUUCAUUUCCACUGAAGUAACUUUACUGUUGCGGGGUAUUCCCGCUUCAUAAAAGUUGCUAGCCAAUCCGCUCAGUUCUUCAUAUCUCAUUUUCAUUUCUAUUUAAGUAAUUUUACUGUUGUGGGGUAUUCCCACUUCAUAAAAGUUACUAGACACCUGCAAAAUCCUUGAUAUCUCACCUUUAUUUCUGCUUAGUAACUUAAUUACUGUGGCGUUUCUCACUUUGCAAAAGUUACAAACAUCACCCACGUUUAUGAUAACCCAUUUUCAAUUACAUUCAAGUAACUUUAUUGUUGUGGGGUAAUCCUACUUCAUAAAAGUUACAAGACAUCACCUAGGUUCUUAAUAUCCCAUUUUCAUCUUCAUUCAAGUAACUUUAUAGCUGUGGGGUAUUCCCACUUCAUAAAAGUUACUAGACAUCACCUAAGUUCUUAUAAUAUCCCAUUUUCAUCUGCACUGAAGUAACUUUAUAGCUGUGGGGUAUUCCCACUUCAUAAAAGUUACUAGACAUCACCUAGGUUCUUAAUAUCCCAUUUUCAUCUUCAUUGAAGUAACUUUAUUGCUGUGGGGUAUUCCACUUCAUAAAAGUUACUAGACAUCACCUAGGUUCUUAAUAUCCCAUUUUCAUCUGCAUUCAAGUAACUUUAUAACUGUGGGUUAUUCCCACUUCAUAAAAAGUUACUAGACAUCACUUAAGUUCUUAUAAUAUCCCAUUUUCAUCUGCACUGAAGUAACUUUAUAGCUGUGGGGUAUUCCCACUUCAUAAAAGUUACUAGACAUCACCUAAGUUCUUAUAAUAUCCCAUUUUCAUCUGCACUGAAGUAACUUUAUAGCUGUGGGGUAUUCCCACUUUGUAAAAGUUAUCAGACAUCAGCUUGACUCUUAAUACAUUUUUGCUUUUCCUUCCCGAGCAGCUUUAUUGUUGCGGUGUAUUUCCACCUCAAGAAAGUUACAGGUUUUCAAGAAGGUGCUUGAUUUUUCAUUUUCUAUCUGUCGUCCAAUGCUGAUGUGUAUCCCCAUCACACUUUUCAUUUGAAGUGAUUUUGCUGUUGCAUGGUAUUUCUUCACAAUAUAAUUUGGUUCUUAACCAGUUAAGGUCUUGAUAUCCCAAUUUUAUUUUAAGUAGGUCUCAUUUCCUCUGAACGUCUGUAAUUGUUAGAUUGCUAUUCAGGAACGAAAUUUUCAUCUUUAAACGACCCAUCUUCAGUUUAUGUAAAGUGCAAUCAUUUCAAAAACAUACUAAGUCUAACCAUUAUACUCACACGUAUUUCCUUCACAUCCCUUUGUUCAAUAGUGUGACAAUGGUGGCCCCCUACAGUAUUGGUCAUGCUGUCAGGUCAAGUGUUCGUAUACCUGGCAGUGGCUGUAAUAGACAAGCACGUCCUGUUUUGCUUGAUCUCUCAUAUGUAAGUCCAGUUGUUGCACCAGUUUCAAUUCCUCAACCCUUGCGCGGAACACCUUUUAGAUCCUACCUGGCUCAGCCAGUACCAAAGGCUAAUCAACCUUCCAAGGAGAAGAAAGAUGGUGGUCCCUGUGCCCAGAAAUUUUUUGGAACACCAACGAGCAGAACGUCGAAAGAAGUUGUAGCUAAUGCAGAAGCUGAGUCUAAUGGAAAAUGCAAGAGAAAACAUUCUGAAAAUGGUGAUAAAGAUUUCGACGGAUCAUCAGCUCCUCUUGCACCGAAACGCUUUCGGCAAGAAGACAGCGGGACUGUCCAAACCCCGGUACAAGUACAUUCUGCAAUGAAACCUACUUCAUGUUAUAUCAAACAAAUAUAUUUAGUUCAGACUGCACAAGCACACCAAGAACUUAAUUUAAAGGCAGCACAGAUAGCAACGGUUGCUGUGUCCUUAAUUGUUCCACAAAUGAAUCAGGUAGUUGUGGAUGGUGGCUCAACGGAACUUGGGUCAUUCCCUUCCUGUGGCAUGGCAAAGACUGGGACUAGACCGAGCGCCAGUGCUGGGAAUCUACAGAGUAGUAGUACUGAAACGCUACCAGAUCAACCUCCACCCUCUAAGUGCAGCAUGACACAGAAAAUAGAUCAGUUGAGGAAGGAAAAUGAACUUCUGAACCAGCGUCUAAAUAAAUUUAUAAAUAUUUUCAAGAGCAAGGAAAAGCUUCAGUAUCUUGCAAACUUUUUAUCGCAAACUUUGUGAUCUGUGAGGCCUCUUUUCAGUUAUCUCCUAGUUAUAUCUUGAUAAGGUUAUUCCAUAUCAAGAAGUCGUCUUUUAUAUUUUUACGUUAACAAUUUCUUGUUAGAAUCUUUCGUUACUAAUAAGCAGCUGUUAUCAUUGUCAGUUGGUUUCACUAAUACUCUAUGCUCAUUUGUAUGAGAUCAAUCACUCAAAGUGUAAUAAAGAAUGAAAUUAUAA